Molecule: messenger RNA, 2015 nt
Organism: Hibiscus syriacus
Lineage: Eukaryota; Viridiplantae; Streptophyta; Magnoliopsida; Malvales; Malvaceae
Product: calcium-dependent protein kinase 2-like
Biological process (GO): protein autophosphorylation; peptidyl-serine phosphorylation; intracellular signal transduction
Cellular component (GO): nucleus; cytoplasm
Molecular function (GO): calmodulin binding; ATP binding; calcium/calmodulin-dependent protein kinase activity
Source: RefSeq, a predicted model, not a curated record
CUUUUUCAUCACACGCGUUGGAAUAUUCUUGGUCCCAUCUUGUUCAUUAUUGGCUUUUAUUCUUCAUAACUGUGAAAAACAAUUACCUUUUUCAUUUCUUUAUUUACUUUUGAAUCUGGGUCUUUUUUUGUUUUUCAUUCCAAGUAAAUCAACUGAAUUCUGAUCCAGUUUCUUCAUCUGGGUUUUCAAUCUUGGUUAAUUUUGACAGUUUCAGAUAUGGGUUGUUGCCUGACAAAAAACAAAGAUCCAAUGCCCCAACACAAUGCUCAUAGAUCAUUAGAAACAACAGCAGCAGCAGCUGUUCAUCAACAGAGACACCAGGAACCUAUUAGGCCAGCACCGGUUCAACCGCAAGUCUACCACAUCCCGCAAAAGCCAGGGACUCAAACAUCAUGGAAGCCGCCUGCUCCGGCACCAAGCCCCAAGCCUGCCCCGGGAGUCGACACGAUUCUAGGCAAACCGUAUGAAGACAUAAGGAUGCACUACACGAUUGGUAAAGAACUGGGGAAAGGUCAGUUUGGUGUAACUUAUCUUUGUACCGAGAUUUCAACUGGGAAACAAUAUGCUUGCAAGACUAUAUCCAAGAGGAAAUGUGACAAAAACGAUAAGGAAGACAUGAAAAGGGAGAUACAGAUUAUGCAGCAUUUGAGUGGACAGCCGAAUAUUGUGGAGUUCAAAGGUGCUUAUGAGGAUAAGCUAUCUGUUCACCUUGUGAUGGAAUUGUGUGCUGGUGGUGAGUUGUUUGAUAGAAUUAUUGCUAAGGGACACUAUAGUGAAAGGGAAGCGGCUUCUAUAUGUAGGGCAAUUGUUAAUGUUGUCCAUGCUUGUCAUUUUAUGGGUGUGAUGCAUAGGGAUCUUAAGCCUGAGAACUUCUUGUUGUCUAGCAAGGCCGAGAAUGCUCUUUUGAAGGCCACCGAUUUCGGGUUGUCGGUGUUCAUUGAAGAGGGAAAGGUUUAUCGGGAUAUAGUUGGGAGUGCUUACUAUGUUGCUCCUGAAGUAUUAAAGCGUAGAUAUGGAAAGGAGAUAGAUAUUUGGAGUGCAGGAGUUAUAUUGUAUAUCUUACUCAGUGGUGUUCCUCCAUUCUGGGCAGAAACGGAGAAGGGAAUAUUUGAUGCUAUUUUGGAAGGAGAAAUUGACUUCGUAAGUCAACCAUGGCCAUCUAUUUCGGACAGUGCCAAGGACCUAGUCCGCAGAAUGUUAACACAGGACCCAAAAAAGCGGAUUACAUCUACUCAAGUACUAGAGCAUCCGUGGAUAAGAGAAGGUGGAAAUGCAUCGGACAAGCCACUAGACAGUGCGGUUCUUUCUAGAAUGAAGCAAUUCAGAAGAAUGAACAAACUAAAGCAACUUGCCUUAAAGGUCAUUGCCGAAAACCUCUCCACAGAAGAAAUCCAAGGUCUGAAGCAAAUGUUUGCAAGCAUUGACACCGACAACAGUGGCACAAUCACCUAUGAUGAACUCAAGACUGGAUUGGCUCGGCUUGGAUCAAAGCUCACGGAGGCUGAAGUUCAGCAACUGAUGGAAGCGGCUGAUGUGGAUGGAAAUGGUUCUAUAGACUACAUCGAAUUCAUCACUGCUACGAUGCACAGACAUAGGCUCGAAAGAGAUGAACAUUUGUAUAAAGCUUUUCAACAUUUUGACAAGGACAACAGCGGGUACAUCACAAGAGAUGAACUAGAAGCUGCCAUGAAAGAAUAUGGAAUGGGUGACGAUGACACAAUCAAGGAAAUCAUAUCUGAAGUUGACACCGAUAAUGACGGUAAAAUCAACUACGACGAGUUCCGCGACAUGAUGAGAAGUGGAACUCAACAUGGGCAACCCUUUUAGAUCUACCGGAAUCGCAACAAAACAGCAACGAUUUGGUUUAAGAGAUACCUUUGGAUGUUUCCAUCACAUAAAAUUGUUUGGUUUCGGCUAUUUUCUUCUUCUCGAGUGUAAUAUAUUGCAUAUAGAUGUUCGUUUACAUUUUUCGACGAAUCUUGUGCUCGAUCUAUAGAUAGAUUUGACAACUGAUA